Messenger RNA from Uloborus diversus, 7734 nucleotides. RefSeq names its product spectrin alpha chain-like (gene alpha-Spec). The transcript is spliced from 49 exons. Gene Ontology annotation, biological process: actin cytoskeleton organization. The record is from RefSeq and is a predicted model, not a curated record. The coding region runs from base 104 to 7396 and encodes 2430 amino acids. Gene Ontology annotation, molecular function: actin filament binding; calcium ion binding. Gene Ontology annotation, cellular component: cell projection; cell junction; cortical actin cytoskeleton. NCBI's taxonomy places the organism in Eukaryota, Metazoa, Arthropoda, Arachnida, Araneae, Uloboridae.
CGUGAAGUGGCAUCAAAACGUAAAUUCCGGUCGGUUUUCUUCUGCUCACCCCAUUGGGCGUUGGUUUGCAGAGUUAUUUCUGCAAUAAAUAAUUAAAGCCAAUAUGGAUAUACAACCUAGAGAGAUAAGAGUAUUGGAUACGGUUGAGGAUAUCCAAGAGCGCAGGGAUCAGGUGCUUGGUCGAUAUGCAGAAUUCAAAGUCGAAGCACGAAAUAAGCGAGAUCGAUUAGAGGAUUCGAGACGAUUUCAAUAUUUUAAAAGAGAUGCUGAUGAACUGGAGUCUUGGAUCAAUGAAAAAUUGCAAGCUGCGUCAGAUGAGAGUUACAAAGAUCCAACUAAUCUGCAGGCAAAGAUACAGAAACAUCAAGCUUUUGAAUCUGAAGUUGCAGCUCACAGCAAUGCAAUCGUAGCUUUGGAUAAUACUGGUUCCGAAUUGAUAAAUCAGAAUCACUUUGCUUCUGAUGUUAUUAAGAGAAGGCUUGAAGAAUUGCAUAAGCUUUGGGAAUUGCUGUUAUCACGCCUUGCAGAUAAAGGACUCAAGUUACAGCAAGCUCUUGUGUUGGUGCAGUUUCUACGUCAGUGCGAUGAAGUUAUGUUUUGGAUCAAUGACAAGGAAGCAUUUGUCACAACUGAUGAAUUUGGUCAAGAUUUGGAGCAUGUGGAGGUUCUUCAGAGAAAGUUUGAUGAAUUCCAAAAAGAUAUGGCAAGUCAAGAGUUCAGAGUUCAAGAAGUAAAUGAACAAGCAGAUAAACUAAUUAAUGAAGGCCACCCAGAAGGGGAUACUAUAAACAAGAGAAAAGAGGAGGUGAACGAUGCUUGGCAAAGGUUGAAAGCUUUGACACUCUUAAAACAAGAAAAACUCUUUGGUGCACAUGAAAUUCAAAGAUUUAAUAGGGAUGCUGAUGAAACUAUUGCAUGGAUAACUGAAAAAGAUCUUGUUCUAUCAUCUGAUGAUUAUGGACGUGAUUUAGUUAGUGUUCAAACAUUGCAGCGUAAGCAUGAAGGUAUCGAGAGAGAUUUAGCUGCUUUAGAAGACAAGGUAAUGACUCUUGCUCAAGAAGCGGACAGAUUGUGCAACAUUCAUCAAGACCAUUCAAGUCAAAUUCAGUGCAAAAAUGCAGAAAUUUCCAGUAACUGGGAGAGUUUAAAAUCAAAGGCUCAAGAAAGACGUAGACGUUUAGAUGAAUCAUAUUUGCUUCAUAGAUUUUUGGCAGACUUCAGAGAUUUGGUAUCUUGGAUUCAUGAUAUGAAAGCAAUCAUUUCUGCCGAUGAGCUUGCAAAAGAUGUAGCUGGUGCUGAAGCUCUUCUAGAACGUCAUCAGGAGCAUAAAGGUGAAAUUGACGCUCGAGAAGAUAGUUUCAGAGCAACCGCAGAAGCAGGGAAAAUGCUGCUGGAUCAAGAUCAUUAUGCAGUUGAUGAAGUAAAGGAAAAGCUAGUUACUUUGGCUAGUGAAAAGCAGUCUCUUUUAUCCUUAUGGGAAGAAAGACGUAUUCUUUAUGAGCAGUGCAUGGAUUUACAGUUGUUUUACAGAGAUACAGAACAGGCUGAUACGUGGAUGGCAAAACAAGAAGCAUUUUUGGUUAAUGAAGAUUUAGGUGACUCUCUGGACUCUGUUGAAGCUCUUAUUAAAAAACAUGAAGAUUUUGAAAAAUCACUAGCAGCCCAGGAAGAAAAAAUUAAGGCAUUAGAUGAAUUUGCUACAAAAUUGAUUGAAGGUCAACAUUAUGCAGCUGAUGAUGUUGCUCAAAGAAGAGUUGCUUUAUUAGAGAGAAGAUCUGCUUUGAUGGAAAAGUCUGAUAUUCGAAGAGCAAUGCUUGAGGAUUCAUACCGUCUCCAGCAAUUUGAGAGAGAUUGUGAUGAAACUAAAGGUUGGAUUAGUGAAAAAUUAAAAACAGCCACAGAUGAAAGUUACUUGGAUCCUACUAAUGUAAAUGGUAAAGUUCAGAAGCACCAGAAUUUCGAACAAGAAUUAAAUGCCAAUAAAAGUCGAAUUGAUGAAAUUGCUAGCACUGGGCAAGAGUUGAUAGAAGCCAAUCAUUAUGCUUCAUCCAGAAUAAGUCAACGCAUGAUGGAGAUCUUGGAUAUGUGGAAAUCACUUGUUGAAGCUACUGAAAGCAAAGGCUCCAAGUUAAAUGAAGCUGCUGCACAGCAACAGUUUAAUCGUGGUAUAGAGGACAUUGAAAUUUGGUUAUCUGAAGUGGAGGGACAGUUGUUGUCUGAAGAUUAUGGAAAGGAUUUAACUAGUGUUCAGAAUUUGAUUAAAAAGCAUGCUCUAUUAGAGGCUGACAUAGCUUCUCAUCAAGAUCGAAUAGAUGGUGUUGUAGUUCAGGCUACAAAUUUUGUUGAAAGAGGACAUUUUGAUGCAGCUUCAAUUCAAAGUAAACAAGUAGCCCUUGUAGAUCGAUACAAUGCACUGCAGAAGCCAAUCCAAUCACGAAGACAACGUUUGCAAGACUCUUUAAGAGUGCAGCAGCUUUAUAGAGAUAUUGAAGAUGAAGAAGCAUGGAUUCGGGAAAAGGAACCAAUUGCAGCCUCAACGAAUAGAGGUCGUGACCUCAUUGGUGUUCAAAAUCUUAUCAAGAAACAUCAAGCUAUGCUAGCGGAGAUAAAUAAUCAUGAAAAUAGAGUUCGUUCAGUUUGUCAGUCUGGUGAUGAAAUGGUGCAGGAAGGUCAUUUUGCUUCUAAUGAUAUCCAAAAGCGUCUAAGUAGUGUGAAUGAAAAGUGGCAAGCUUUGAAAGAUAAAGCCUUACAAAGAAAACAAGAUUUAGAAGAUUCCCUUCAGGCUCAUCAAUAUUUUGCCGAUGCCAACGAAGCGGAGUCAUGGAUGAAAGAAAAAGAACCAAUUGUUGGAAGUCAGGACUUUGGAAAAGAUGAAGACUCUACAGAGUCUCUAUUGAAAAAACAUGAAGCAUUGAUGGCUGACCUUGAAGCUUUUGGAAAUACUAUAUUUUCAUUGAAAGAACAAGCACACUCAUGCAGGCAACAAGAAAGACCUAUUGUGGAUCAUGCUGGCAAAGAAUUUGUCAUGGCAUUAUAUGACUAUGUUGAAAAAAGUCCACGUGAGGUUUCCAUGAAAAAAGGAGAUGUUUUGACUUUGCUGAAUAGUAACAACAAGGAUUGGUGGAAAGUGGAAGUUAAUGACAGGCAAGGAUUUGUACCUGCUGCUUAUGUUAAAAAAAUAGAGGCUGGUCUUUCUUCGAGCCAACAGAACUUGGCUGAUACAAAUAACAUCUCUGCUCGUCAGUCACAGAUUGAAACACAAUUUGACAAUCUCAUGGGCUUGGGACAAGACAGAAGAAAUAAACUGGAAGAGUCAUGUAAGGCUUAUCAACUAGUUCGUGAAGCUGCUGAACUUGCUCAAUGGCUUAAAGAUAAGGAACAAAUAGCUCAAGUUCAAGAUGUUGGAGAAGAUCUAGAACAAGUGGAAGUUAUGCAAAAGAAUUUUGAUGACUUCAAAGCUGAACUAUUAACAAAUGAAACAAGAUUACAACAGAUGAACGAAACUGCUAGCCGACUAAUGAGCUCUGGGCAUACUGAAGUUGCUGUGAAGAUUCAAACACAAAUUGAGGAAGUAAAUCAAAAAUGGCAAGAAGUUCAGCAAGUUUCAGCAGAAAGAGCUACUCAGCUAGGCUCAGCUCAUGAAGUCCAGCGUUUCCAACGUGAUGUUGAUGAAACAAAAGAUUGGAUUCGUGAAAAAGAUGAUAAUCUGAACUCUGAUAUAUGUGGUGAUGAUUUGCGAAGUGUUCAGACUUUACAAAGAAAACAUGAAGGUCUUGAAAGAGAUUUGGCUGCUCUUGGGGACAGGAUUCGCAGCUUAGAUGACACUGCAAGUCGUUUGAUGCAGACGCAUCCUGAAGCAGCUGAAACCAUAUAUACAAAACAAAAAGAAAUUAAUGAAGAAUGGACGCAGUUAACUGCAAAAGCAAAUGCUAGAAAAGAAAAACUUUUGGACUCUUAUGAUUUACAGAGAUUCCUUGCUGAUUAUAGGGAUUUGAUGUCAUGGAUUCAAAGCAUGAUGAGUCUAGUGUUCUCUGAAGAACUAGCUAAUGAUGUUACUGGUGCAGAAGCUUUACUGGAAAGGCACCAGAACUACCGUUCUGAGAUUGACGCACACUAUGGUAUCCCACAGGAGCAUCGUACUGAAAUAGAUGCCAGAGCAGGAACAUUUCAAGCGUUUGAAAUGUUUGGACAACAAUUACUGCAAAGUGGACAUUAUGCUAGUGUUGAAGUACAGGAGAAACUGGAAAAAAUGAAUGAUGCAAGACAAGAAUUAGAAAAAGCAUGGAUUGCUAGACGAAUGAAGCUUGACCAAUGUCUGGAGCUACAGCUCUUUUACAGAGAUUGUGAACAGGCUGAAAACUGGAUGGGCAGUCGAGAAGCUUUUCUCAGCUCAGAUGAUAUGGGUGGAGAUAACGUUGAGUCAUUGAUCAAGAAGCAUGAAGAUUUUGAUAAAGCUAUCAAUGCCCAAGAGGAGAAAAUUGCUGCAUUAGCUGCUUUGGCUGAUCAGUUAGUUGCUGCUGAUCAUUAUUCUUCAGAUGCCAUUAAUGAAAAGAAAGAUCAAGUGCUUGAAAGAUGGCGUCAUUUGAAAGACAAUCUGAUCAAGAAACGAUCCAAAUUGGGUGAAUCAAUGACACUGCAACAGUUCAGUCGUGAUGCUGAUGAAAUUGAAAACUGGAUCACAGAAAAGCUUCAAAUGGCUAUGGAUGAGUCCUACAAAGAUCCUACUAAUAUACAAAGCAAACACCAAAAGCAUCAAGCCUUUGAAGCAGAAUUGGCUGCUAAUGCCGACAGAAUCCAGUCUGUUUUGGCAAAUGGUCAAAACCUCAUUGAUCAACAUCAGUGUGCUGGGUCAGAGGAUGCUGUGCAAGCUCGUUUAAGUUGCUUAGCUGAGCAAUGGGAACAUCUGACGAAGAAAACAAUUGAAAAGAGCAUCAAAAUUAAGGAAGCAAACAAACAGCGUACAUUCAAUGCUGCUGUGAAAGACAUAGAUUUCUGGUUGGGAGAAGUUGAAUCUUUAUUGAAAUCAGAGGAAUCUGGUAAAGAUUUGGCCUCAGUUCAGAAUCUGAUUAAAAAACAUCAACUUGUUGAAGCAGAUGUAAAUGCGCACGAAGAUCGUAUUCGUGAUAUGAAUAGCCUUGCAGACAGCUUGUUUAAAUCUGGCCAGUGUGAUGCAGCUGUUAUAGAAGAAAAGCGUAGUUCAAUAAAUGAACGUUAUAACAGAGUCAAGACUCUUGCUGGCCAUCGAAGAGCAAGGCUGAAUGAAGCUAAUACAUUGCAUCAAUUUUUCCGAGACAUAGCUGAUGAAGAAUCAUGGAUUAAGGAAAAGAAACUGUUAGUUAGUUCUGAUGAUUAUGGACGUGAUCUUACUGGUGUACAGAACUUAAGGAAAAAGCAUGUACGACUGGAAGCAGAAUUGGCUGCUCAUGAGCCAACAAUUGAAGCAGUUCAAGAGGCUGGUCAGAAGCUCAUGGCGGAAUCCAAUUUAGGCGUACCUGAAAUUGAGCUCAGGUUGAAAAACCUCGAUAAAGCCUGGCAAGAACUUAAAAAGAUGACUUCUGAUAGAGGAACAAAGUUGAACGAGUCCCUCUCUUAUCAAAAUUUCUUGGCUAAAUUGGAAGAGGAAGAAGCUUGGAUUUCUGAAAAACAUCAGCUUCUUACUGUUGAAGAUUAUGGGGAUACCAUGGCAGCUGUUCAGGGAUUGUUGAAAAAACAUGAAGCAUUCGAAAUUGAUUUUGCUGUUCACCGUGACAGAUGUGUUGGAAUAUCAUCUGAAGGACAGCAGUUAAUUGCUGAAGGAAAUCAUCAUUCUGAUAGUAUUAGCCAAAGGUUACAACUUUUGCAUGAUAGAAUAAAUGCCCUUGACACCAGUGCUGCGAGAAGAAAAAGCAAGUUGAAGGACAAUUCUGCAUAUUUGCAGUUUAUGUGGAAAGCAGAUGUCGUUGAAAGUUGGAUAGCGGACAAAGAAACUCAUGUACGUUCAGAGGACUAUGGUCGAGAUUUGUCUUCUGUACAAACUCUUUUAACAAAACAAGAAACCUUUGAUGCAGGAUUGGCUGCAUUUGAACAAGAAGGCAUUCAAAGUAUUACUCAGUUAAAAGAUCAACUUUUGGCAGCUAAUCAUGAGCAGACAUCAGCUAUUGUCAAACGUCAUGAUGAUGUAAUGGGAAGGUGGCACAAUCUGUUAGCAGCAUCAGAAGCACGAAAGCAACGCUUACUUCACAUGCUUGAGCAGUUCAAGCAGAUUGAAGAUUUGUUCCUUACUUUUGCUAAGAAAGCUUCUGCUUUCAACAGUUGGUUUGAAAAUGCAGAAGAGGAUCUUACUGACCCAGUGCGCUGUAAUUCCAUAGAAGAGAUAAGAGCUUUGCGAGAAGCUCAUGCACAAUUUCAAGAAUCUUUAAGUUCUGCACAAGCAGAUUUUGAAGUUCUUGCAGCUUUGGACCAACAGAUAAAAUCAUUUAAUGUUGGUGCAAAUCCGUACACUUGGUUUACUAUGGAAGCUUUAGAAGAUACAUGGCGUAAUCUACAGAAGAUUAUUCAUGAGAGAGAUGGAGAGUUGGCAAAAGAAGCUCAAAGACAGGAAGAAAAUGAUAGAUUAAGAGUGGAAUUUGCUAAACAUGCUAAUGCCUUCCACCAAUGGCUCACAGACACAAGAAUGUGGCUACUUGAUGGUUCAUCAAUGUUAGAAGGCACUGGUUCUUUAGAGGCACAGCUUGAAGCAACUAAACGGAAGGCAGCAGAGGUUAGAGCACGAAGGACUGAACUAAAACAAAUAGAAGACCUUGGUGCCUCUUUAGAGGAACAUCUUAUUUUAGAUAAUCGGUACACAGAGCAUAGCACUGUUGGUUUAGCACAGCAGUGGGAUCAGUUAGAUCAACUAGGAAUGAGAAUGCAGCACAAUCUAGAGCAACAAAUUCAAGCCAGGAACCAAAGUGGUGUGUCAGAAGAUGCUCUUAAAGAAUUUAGCAUGAUGUUCAAGCAUUUCGAUAAAGAAAAAUCUGGUAGACUCAACCACUUCCAAUUUAAGAGUUGCCUUCGAGCUCUUGGAUAUGAUCUUCCAAUGGUUGAAGAAGGGCAACCAGAUCCUGAAUUUGAAGCAAUACUAAAUAUUGUCGACCCUAAUCGUGAUGGUUAUGUGUCUCUACAAGAAUACAUGGCUUUUAUGAUAUCCCGUGAAACAGAGAACGUUAGGUCCAGUGAAGAAGUUGAAAAUGCCUUCCGUGCAAUUACAUCUGGAGAAAGACCAUAUGUUACAGCUGAAGAGCUUUAUGCAAAUCUUACAAAAGAAAUGGCAGACUACUGCCUGUCUCGAAUGAAACCAUAUGAAGAUAAAAGUGGAAGAACAAUUCCUGGAGCAUAUGACUACAUAGAUUUUACUCGUACACUUUUUCAAAAUUAAGAACUGUUCAUAACGCUUUCAUCGCACUCUACUUCACCGGUCUUCAUUUUGUAAUUAUUCCUUUUGCUUUUUAGGAUGGAAAAAUUUCAUCUCUAUUGUUUUUCAUGUUUUAUUGAUUGGAAUGUUAUUAUCUUAGACUCUUUUAUACUUUACUAGCUUUAAGAUUAUAGAUAUAGAUAUUAUAUUUAUUGGUUGAGAUUAUAAUUUAGAUUCAUAUCAUAAUUAAAGCACUUUUUAAUGAAAAAACUAUUUUAUGCUUGAUGGGCGUACGCAACUAUAAAGCUCCUGUGGUAAAUAUUUUGUAAAUGUUGAUUAAAGUAUUAAAGAUCUCAGAUGGC